Messenger RNA from Phytophthora infestans T30-4, 948 nucleotides. RefSeq lists its product as uncharacterized. The transcript has a single exon. NCBI's taxonomy places the organism in Eukaryota, Oomycota, Peronosporomycetes, Peronosporales, Peronosporaceae. The coding region runs from base 1 to 948 and encodes 315 amino acids. Gene Ontology annotation, molecular function: protein binding. The record is from RefSeq and is a predicted model, not a curated record.
AUGCCCAAAGUUCCUCGCCCUAUUUGGUUCGCUGGCACUGGAGCAGUAAAAGCUGUGUGGUGUGCGCUAGCCGACGGGUUGUCCCAGCUACAACCUCAACAUUCGAUGGCAGAAUCUUUGUCUGUAUGCGACCAUCGGUUGUGUGAAGAAGUUCGACAAUUAGAGACCAAGAAAAAGUUCACCCAGUGCAUCACCACGCUCGAGUCGUUGUUGAUCGCCUUAGUUCGAGCUCGAGGAGUGGACGAGCUAGAGACGAAGCUCUGGAAACAACUCGUCGUCACUUGCAACGCCUUUGCCAGUCGCUGUAUCGACUACCAGAAAUUUCCGACCGGACUGCAACUGAUGAAGCAGGCAGAACAUCUCAUCGACAACUCCAUUUUAGUGGAUAAUACUACGAGGACGGAGCUCUUGGCUUACUUGUAUGACACGUAUGCGCACUACUACUACAAGCGGCGUAAGCCUCAUGCUGGACUCCAGUAUAUGAUGAAAGCGCACGAGAUCCACAGCAGACAGAGCAGCUGGUCUCAUCUCGCGAAGUGUCGACUGCACAUUGCGAACCUGCUUUCGUUCCAGAUGAAGCACGUGGAAGCGAUGAGAUACAUGGCCAGUAUCCUCGAAAUGAUCGAGGAAAAUAAACUCGAGGAAACAUCCGAGGCCGGUGGCGGUGGCUCGGCACAGAAGCUUUGUCUUGCUGCUGUGUGCUACAAUAACUUGGCGGUCGAACAGCUGCAUAUGCGCGAGUUUGAAGCGGCGAGUGUGUCCUCGUCGAACGCCCAGAGACUUGCCAAGUUGUGUCUAAGUUACAGUAACCGGUGGCUCGCGCAAUUCCAGGCUACAAGUGAGUGUGUGGCCUUGGCCAUUGCAACUCUGAUGGAAGAUACCAACGCGAAUCAAGACCCUCUUGUAGAUUGCAGAUCGUUAACAGUGGCAAAGGAAUACUCAAGCUAA